GAAUCUCUCUUGAUUGUUUCACCUCGUUCCCAUCUCGGUAAAGGCAUGAACGUGGUUGCAGACCCUCCCAUCCACACCGUCAAACGCACCACACCCGAGUAUCGCAGAAGUCAGUCGCUCAAGUCUUCUACUGCCUCCAACGAAUACUUUUCAGAUUAUGCUUCCGACGCCCUUAGUCACCACUCGGACAACGACGCCAGCGUCCAAAGCUAUGAGACACCCCCUUCCCGCAUCCCCUCUCCAGCCGAGCAACCUUACGCCCACGAUUCCGAGAUGACACUCCCUUCACGACCUGGUGCCAUCCACCCCGCCCCUUUGAACAUCAGAGCUAGCCAAAAUGCUGGUGGCGAGAGGACUCUUCGUAUGCUCUCCAACUUUGACGAGAUGAGCCCUCCCACACCGGGUAUUGACGACACCCCCUACAUCAGAUUUGCCAUCGAGCAAUUGACGCGAGAUGAGGAUGUCACAGGCCGAGGCAGACACAGUACCUCAUCACCCGAACGCUACGCCAAUCCUCUCGCCUCGGUGGAUGAGUUGCAGCCCACCACUCCAGAAUCCUGGACUCCAACACCAUCUCCUCCCCCUCCCACACCUCCUCAACAGCCAUCCAGCCCCAAACCCCAGCCAGUCCGAAGGAAACCGGUGGCUCAGGAAAUUAUGGUUCCCAUUGACCUGUCCAAGGAACUUCGAGAGCAACUCGGCUUUGUUCCCACGCCCCUGCGACUAUACCCACUUGCAACAUUUCUACUCCUUAUCCUGCUCAUGAUUGCCGCCUUGAUAUUCAACCUUGUUUUUGCAUCUGGCAACCAUGGCCUGUAUGACUACGAUGGUAAUGCCUCGCCCCGAUACUUCGUCUUCAAAUACCUUCCACAGCUCCUCGGAUCCUUUCUCCUUCUCUGGCUUUUCGUCGUCCAGGCCGCCAUUUAUCGCUCCCUGCCUUAUUUCUCCAUGUCGUCGGGUGCUCGGAGAAACAAUAUCCUGCAGGAUUUCAGAACCAUACCCACCAACUACCUUUUCCCCGACCUUUCGUUUUUCCGCUGGCGUGAACCUUUACUGGGAGCCGCCUCCAUUGUCUUUUGGUCGACAUUCUUGACCCUUCCCUUGUUGAGUUGUCUGUUUCAAACACAGUGGAUCACAAACGAUGGAACCCCUCGUUUUCGAUGGACAACUGUCCGCGGUGUAGGGUGGACUCUGGUGGCCUUGUAUAGUCUUCUCUCCGCCAGUGUUUUGCUCUGUCUGUUCCGCUUCCGCCGGAGUCAGUCGGCAAUGCUGUGGGAUCCAGUGUCCAUUGCGGACAUGCUUUGUUUGUUCAGACGGUCGAAUCUGGUCUCAGACUUUGAGCAGACCGAGGUCUCUCCAGAACCAGGCCGAGACAUCCCUCCACGGGUGGUCCGAAUGGGCUUUUGGACCACUUCAGAACGCGCCGAUGUAUUCCAUGCCAUUGGAGAAGAGUUUGCGCCCAUCAAACGAUUGUCCUAUCGACCCCCGCUAGUCGAGAGAUCUUCGGACGCUUUACUCCAAAGCCAGGACAAGUCCGACCUCGAGGCCCAGCGAUUCUCGUACGGGUCUAACUUUGCUCGAAACGUCCACUCCCCUUUCAUCCGCUAUCGGUGGGUGCCUUGGUUCCUUCGUGACUCUGCAGUCUUGGCCUGGAUCAUUGCCGCAGUUCUUCUCUUGAUAGCCUUUCUGACCGUCAGCUUUGUCAACCGGGCUGUUCAGGACGGAUUUGAUCCACUGCUAUCAUCAGUCACGGGUUCGGGCGGGUUCUCACCCGCCAAUUUCCUCUACAGUUUCCUCCCUUGUCUUCUCGGAACCGUCCUUUUCUUGGCAUGGCAACCCAUAGACAUGUACUUUCGCGCGGCCCAACCCUUCUGCAACCUUUCCCGGCCAGGAGGUGCGGAUGCGCAACAUUCGCUCCUCCUUCACUACCCGUCUCAGACGCCUGCAGGAGUUGUGGUUCAUGCCCUGGCCAACGGCGACUGGAACGUGGCAUAUGUCAGCUUCAUCGGCGUGCUCGCUGCUUGGAUCCCCACUCUUUCUGGCGGAGUAUUCACUGCUUUGCACUUUUCUGAACGGGACCAAGUGCGGAUGGUAGCAAGUAUGCCCGGGUAUAUCGCACUUUGUGUCAUUGGCGGCAUCUACGCGCUGUCAUAUCUUGCUGUAUGGCCCACGAGGAAACGCUACCUUCCCCACUCGUUCAACACUAUUGCCGGCAUCAUGAGCUGGCUGUAUGCUAGCCCGCUUCUGGAUGAUGGGUUGGUACAGAACGUGCGGACCAAGGCAGAUCUAAUUGAGCGAUUUUCGGAUUCGCCAGCAACACCGACAACAGGACUGACUGGCGAUCAAGGCUCAAAGGAGAAGUCUCGCCUGGUGCGGCGGUCUCGACAACCAGCCCGAAGGGCUGGAACGCAGUAUGGGUUUGGAAUAUUCGUGGGCCGAGACGGAAAGGAGCAUCUAGGCAUCGACCGGAUGCAGCGGCCUGGAAGUCAAGCGCUGAUGGUCUACAACGAACACGACAGUUUUGAGUACUCGACGGUUGCGCGGAAAUCUGGUAGCAGCCAGUGAUGUCGAUAUGAUUUGCUUUUCCCCCAACACGCCAUUUCGGGAUAAUGACUUUUAAUGAUUGUGAUGGCGAGAUACAAAGGAGGCACGAGAUGGCAUGGGAUAAUGGAUACUUUAUAAACGGAUUAUGUGUAUAUAUGGGAUGACCGCUACGCAGCACAAGGAUAGACUGACGGCGUUUUAUGGAGGCCUUGGUUGGACAGGGUCUCGGUCGGACAACAUUCAUUGACGGAGAACACGAUAGCAUUGAGAUGGAGUGAAUGAGCGGAUUGCCUAAUAUGAUAGAAACGAGUACAUAGCACUAUGUGAACAAG
Exophiala mesophila is the source of this 2876-nucleotide messenger RNA. RefSeq lists its product as uncharacterized. Bases 46 to 2565 code for a protein of 839 amino acids. The record is from RefSeq and is a predicted model, not a curated record. Lineage: Eukaryota; Fungi; Ascomycota; Eurotiomycetes; Chaetothyriales; Herpotrichiellaceae. The transcript has a single exon.